AUGGAACCGAGCCAGCACAACCCUCCGGCCGGACACCAGGUCGUCCACGUCCGGGGCGACUCGGAGACAGACCUGGAGGCUCUCUUCAACGCCGUGAUGAACCCCCAAAAUAACGUGUCCACCUCGCUGCCUAUGAGGAUGAGAAAGCUGCCUGAUUCCUUCUUCAAACCACCCGAGCCCAAGUCCCACUCCAGACAAGCUAGCACAGAUGCGGGCACCGGCGGCACGCUCACUCCGCACCAUGUCCGCGCCCACUCUUCGCCCGCAUCCCUGCAGAUGGGCGCCGUCUCUGCAGGCUCCCUGUCUGGCAUGCCGCCAGCGGGCGCCUCUCCCCAGCACCUGAGACAGUCUUCAUACGAGAUCCCCGACGAUGUGCCUCUGCCACCGGGGUGGGAGAUGGCCAAGACCGCCUCGGGCCAGAGAUACUUCCUCAACCACAUUGAUCAGACCACCACUUGGCAGGACCCCCGCAAGGCCUUGCUCCAGAUGAACCAGGCUCCGCCACCCAGCUCCGUGCCAGUUCAGCAGCAGAACCUAAUGAACCCGGCCAGUGGUCCCCUCCCUGAAGGCUGGGAACAAGCGAUUACAUCAGAGGGUGAAAUUUACUACAUCAACCACAAGAACAAAACCACUUCCUGGCUGGACCCACGACUCGACCCCCGCUUUGCGCUGAACCAGCAGAGGAUUUCCCAGAGUGCACCUGUGAAGCAGAGUGGUCAGCUGCCCUCUGCCGCCCUCGGUGGCGUCAACCAGCUAAGGCUGCAGAAGAUGGAGAAGGAGAGGCUGAGGCUGAAACAGGAGCUGUUGAGGCAAAGACCGCAGGAGCUCGCUCUGAGGAACCAGCUUCCCACCAGCAUGGAGCAGGAUGGUGGCACCAACCCCGUGUCCUCCCCGAUGGCCCAGGACGCCCGCACCAUGACCGCCAACAGUUCAGACCCAUUCCUCAACAGCGGGACGUACCACUCCAGGGACGAGAGCACAGACAGCGGCUUGAGCAUGAGCAGCUACAGCGUCCCUCGUACUCCCGAUGACUUCCUUAACAGCGUCGACGAGAUGGACACAGGGGACCCGCUCCCGACCUCCAUGGGCACGCAGCCCAGCCGCUUCCCCGACUACCUGGACGCCAUUCCGGGCACAGACGUGGACCUUGGCACCCUGGAGGGCGAGAGCAUGGCAGUGGAAGGCGAGGAGUUGAUGCCCAGCCUGCAGGAGGCGCUGAGCUCCGACAUCAUCAACGACAUGGAGUCGGUGCUGGCGGCCACCAAGAUCGACAAGGAGAGCUUCCUCACGUGGUUAUAG
Molecule: messenger RNA, 1299 nt
Organism: Nerophis lumbriciformis (worm pipefish)
Lineage: Eukaryota; Metazoa; Chordata; Actinopteri; Syngnathiformes; Syngnathidae
Source: RefSeq, a predicted model, not a curated record